AUUCGCGAGGACUUGAGCCUGGCCCAUAAUAUUUGUUUGAAGGUUCUAGAACAUGCAUGAAACGUCCAGGGACGCGUGUCUUCCGUGAGCUAUGAUACAUACUACAUAGAUAUGGGUAGCACAUGGAAAUUGGAGGAUCACCCCAAACUACCCAAGGGCAAGAUCGUGGCUAUGGUGGUUUUGGAUGGAUGGGGUGAAGCUAAACCUAAUAAGUACAAUUGUAUCGCUACUGCCGACACUCCUACCAUGGAUUCCCUCAAAAAUGGUGCACCUGAUAAAUGGAGAUUGAUGAGGGCGCAUGGGACUGCUGUGGGGCUUCCUACCGAUGAUGACAUGGGUAACAGUGAGGUCGGUCAUAAUGCUCUUGGUGCUGGUCGCAUUUUUGCUCAAGGUGCAAAGCUCUGCGACCUCGCACUCGAGUCUGGCAAGAUUUUUGAAGGAGAUGGCUUCAAGUACAUUAAGGAAUCUUUUGCAAGUGGCACAUUGCACCUCAUUGGACUGUUGAGUGAUGGCGGCGUCCACUCCAGGCUUGACCAAUUGCAGUUGUUGCUGAAAGGUGCUGCCCAGCAUGGUGCUAAAAGAAUCCGCAUUCAUGUUCUCACUGAUGGCCGUGAUGUCUCGGAUGGUUCAAGUGUUGGCUUUGUUGAAACUAUUGAGAAUGAUCUAACCCAGUUACGUGAGAAAGGCGUCGAUGCAAAGAUCGCCUCGGGUGGAGGUCGGAUGCACGUUACAAUGGAUCGAUAUGAGAAUGACUGGAAUGUUGUAAAAAGAGGAUGGGAGGCACAAGUUCUUGGUGAAGCACCACACAAAUUUAAGAGUGCCCUUGAAGCUAUCAAAACUUUAAGAGCAGAACCUAAUGCUAAUGAUCAGUAUCUACCUCCGUUUGUUAUAGUAGAUGAAAAUAACAAGGCAGUCGGACCCAUUGUUGAUGGAGAUGCUGUGGUGACUUUUAAUUACAGAGCGGAUCGUAUGGUGAUGGCUGCCAAGGCAUUUGAAUAUGAGAACUUUGAUAAAUUUGAUCGAGUUCGAGUUCCUAAAAUUCGUUAUGCUGGGAUGCUUCAGUAUGAUGGAGAGCUUAAGCUGCCAAGUCACUACCUUGUUUCUCCUCCAGAGAUAGAUAGAACAUCUGGCGAAUACCUGACGCAUAAUGGUGUCCGUACAUAUGCUUGCAGUGAGACUGUUAAAUUUGGUCAUGUUACCUUCUUCUGGAAUGGAAACCGCUCUGGAUAUUUCAAUGCAGAGAUGGAAGAAUAUGUUGAAAUUCAAAGUGAUGUUGGGAUUACCUUCAAUGUCCAACCCAAGAUGAAGGCCUUGGAGAUUGCCGAGAAGGCAAGGGAUGCUAUCCUUAGCCGUAAAUUCCAUCAGGUACGUGUUAACCUCCCAAAUGGAGACAUGGUGGGGCAUACAGGUGACAUUGAAGCAACAGUUGUUGCUUGCAAAGCUGCUGACGAAGCGGUUAAGAUUAUCCUUGAUGCGGUUGAGCAAGUGGGUGGAAUAUAUGUUGUGACUGCAGACCAUGGAAAUGCAGAGGACAUGGUGAAGAGAGACAAGAAGGGGGAACCACUUCUUGAUAAAGAUGGAAAAGUUUCAAUACUUACUUCUCACACUCUUGAACCAGUCCCUGUUGCAAUUGGUGGUCCUGGACUGUCACCAGGUGUCAAAUUCCGCAAGGAUGUCCCUCAAGGCGGGCUUGCCAAUGUGGCAGCAACAGUGAUGAAUUUACAUGGUUUUGUGGCGCCCAGUGACUAUGAGACGACCUUGAUUGAGGUUGUUGACAAUUAGGCCUGGAUCAACAGUCUUGGCUGUAGUGAUAGGUAGCCACAACCUCGGACUUUUUCUUCUCUGCAACUCGCUUAGCUAAAUAAAAUUGCUGCUAUAUUUAUUACCAGCCAAUUCCAUGGGUGCAAAUUUUGAAUGUGUAGAGAUGUUUUAAAAUGAUGUUUUAUUUUUAAACCGGUGUCUAAAAGACUACAAGUUAUUCCUAUGAACCAAAUUGGGUGCCUUCUAUGAUGACUAUCUUGCUUUGCUCUUGCUUCA
Messenger RNA from Daucus carota subsp. sativus, 2037 nucleotides. RefSeq names its product 2,3-bisphosphoglycerate-independent phosphoglycerate mutase. Gene Ontology annotation, molecular function: manganese ion binding. NCBI's taxonomy places the organism in Eukaryota, Viridiplantae, Streptophyta, Magnoliopsida, Apiales, Apiaceae. Gene Ontology annotation, cellular component: cytoplasm. Bases 112 to 1782 code for a protein of 556 amino acids. Gene Ontology annotation, biological process: glucose catabolic process. The record is from RefSeq and is a predicted model, not a curated record. The transcript has 10 exons.